Molecule: messenger RNA, 1386 nt
Organism: Trichomonas vaginalis G3
Lineage: Eukaryota; Parabasalia; Trichomonadida; Trichomonadidae
Product: protein serine/threonine kinase protein
Exons: 1
Coding region: 1-1386 (461 amino acids)
Biological process (GO): protein phosphorylation
Molecular function (GO): protein serine/threonine kinase activity; ATP binding
Source: RefSeq, a predicted model, not a curated record
AUGGCAGAGAAGCAAGAAGAAGUGCUCCUCUCCAUUAUGAGUUGGCUGCGGCAAAAGACAGCAGCAUUCCGAUUCGAUAGACAACUGUAUUGCGUUGUUACGGAUACAGAAUUCGUUUGCUAUUCUGAUGAACAAAUGACAAAGAUCGAUAAACAGAUUCCUUUAACACAAAUCUCAAAAGUUUCCCCACUUCCAGCAUCGUCAAGACCUGGGUUCUCAUUUCAGCUUCCAAAUGGUUCGACUUUGAUUUUUUACGAUACAUCUAUUCAUCAAGCACAGAAAUGGAUAUGCGCCCUUCGAACUGAACCACCAAGCGAGAAAGUAAGCAUUGACAGUUUUAACUUAAAGAAAGUUAUUGGCCGUGGAGCUUCCGGAAAAGUCUAUUUGGCUGAAAAGAAAUCGACAGGUGAACGCUUUGCAAUUAAGGCUAUUCGCAAGGAUUCAUUACCACAAAAAAAGAGAGUCUCACGAGUUAGAGCAGAAAGAAAUGCUUUGAUGAGAGCAAAACAUCAAUUCAUAACUCGCCUCUUCUAUGCAUUUCAGUCACCAACCAAGCUCUAUUUCGUCAUGGAAUACGAGGCAGGAGGAGAUCUCCGUCAUCACAUGGAUCAAAACACGUCUUUUUCGUUGCCACAGAUACGAAUCUAUUUAGCUGAAUUAGCAUUAGCUUUAAAGACAUUACACGGCCUUGGAAUCGUAUACAGAGAUCUCAAGCCAGAAAAUAUUUUGCUUGACGCCGAAGGACACAUCAAAUUAGCCGAUUUCGGACUGGCAAAAGAAAUUAACUCAGAAUCAGAUGCUACAUCCAUUUGCGGGACAUGCGAAUACAUUGCACCAGAAAUGUUACGAUCCCAGCCGCAAACGUUUGCCGUUGACUGGUGGUCAUUUGGCGUUAUUGCAUUCCAGCUACUUUGCAAUCGUUUGCCAUUCGCAAGUGCCAAUCCACAAAGAUUAUUCCAAUUAAUCAUGAAUAACCAACCGAGAAUACCAAACAACUUAGACAGUUCUGCACAGUCGUUCUUACAGCAGCUUCUAAAUAAGGAGCCAGCAAAAAGACUCGGUUCUGUUGGCACUGAUAUCACUCACCAUCCUUUCUUCGAGGAUAUUGACUGGGACAUGGUCGCAAAUAAAGAGUACAAACUUGAUUUCGUGCCAUCUCUCGAAACUCCGGAUUCUGUUGAAAAUUUCGACAAUCAACUGACAGAACAGACUCCACAAGAUUCGUAUACCGAUGAUAACCUCAACAUCAACGUUCAGGGAUUCUCGUACGUCGGAGCGAACUCUCCUUUCGACGAUUGCGUGAUCGGCGACUGCAAAAUUGUCGAUUCAAUGAACGACGACAUGUCCGAUGAACACAACAUGGAAGAAAACAACGAUGAUCAAUAA